AUGCAACAGCCAAGAGCCUUUGCCAGAAUCCAAGAAGCAGUGGAGAGCUGGCGCCAGGAAAAACUACGAGAGGUCAAACAAUUGACACUUGGACAGACAACCUUUAAUUCAACCAUUCCAGCCGAAGAAGCAAAGAAGAUUUUAAUAGCCUUGGAGUUUGAUUGGAUUGUGCUACUUGAAGAAAUUGGCCUUUGGACGCCAGCUGAAAUCGUCCAGAAGGAACAUUAUGAUAAAUCUGAGAGGGAGCUUGAACUUGAGGAUCAAAUUACACUCGGCAAGCCAAUUCCACCGGAAUGCAAUGCCAAAAUUCAUACGGAUUAUGAUGGGACCGCUGUCAGAUGGGGUCUUACCCACCCUAAGGAAAGUGCUGCUGACUGUUGUCAGGCCUGCUUGGAUCGGGCUAAACAUGCGAAACUGGGUGAAUUGAAAUGCAAUAUAUGGGUUUAUUGGCCUUCUGAGAGAGGGUGCUAUUCGCCAGAUAUUAAUGAACACAAGCAUCAGGAGUGGUGGCUGAAACAUAUCCAGGAAGCAUCAAUAGAAGGAGAGAGUCUAGAGGGAAUCUCUUUUGAGGGGAUUGGAAUAGACCCAAGAGACCCAAAUGCUCUUCUGCUUGGUGAUGAUUUUCCAGAUGAGUUUAAAGAUGGCAGCCGCAUUGAUAUCCUUGAUUUUGCGGAGACCUAG
Messenger RNA from Macadamia integrifolia, 681 nucleotides. RefSeq lists its product as uncharacterized. The transcript is spliced from 5 exons. The coding region runs from base 1 to 681 and encodes 226 amino acids. NCBI's taxonomy places the organism in Eukaryota, Viridiplantae, Streptophyta, Magnoliopsida, Proteales, Proteaceae. The record is from RefSeq and is a predicted model, not a curated record.